Rubroshorea leprosula is the source of this 1044-nucleotide messenger RNA. NCBI's taxonomy places the organism in Eukaryota, Viridiplantae, Streptophyta, Magnoliopsida, Malvales, Dipterocarpaceae. The record is from the annotation of a GenBank genome assembly.
ACCUCCUGUGACCAAGAAAGGCCAUAGUAAAAGGAGCCAGUUCAUAGCCAUGGCCACCUUCGCUGUCCAACAAUCCGCAUUUUCCGGCCAGACUGCUUUGAGGCAACCCAAUGAGCUCAUCCGCAAGGUUGGUGCCGUCGGCGGCAGCCGCAUCACCAUGAGGAGAACAGUCAAAAGUGCUCCCCAAAGCAUCUGGUAUGGCCCGGACCGUCCCAAGUACUUGGGUCCUUUCUCCGAGCAAACCCCAUCGUACCUGACCGGAGAAUUCCCCGGUGACUAUGGCUGGGACACUGCUGGACUAUCAGCUGACCCAGAGACAUUCGCCAAGAACCGUGAGCUGGAGGUGAUUCACUGCAGAUGGGCCAUGCUCGGUGCUCUCGGCUGCGUCUUCCCUGAAAUUCUUUCAAAGAAUGGUGUCAAAUUUGGGGAAGCAGUCUGGUUCAAGGCCGGAGCUCAGAUCUUCUCCGAGGGAGGCCUGGACUAUCUCGGCAACCCCAAUCUCAUCCAUGCUCAGAGCAUUCUAGCAAUCUGGGCUGUCCAAGUUGUGCUCAUGGGAUUCGUUGAAGGAUACAGAGUCGGUGGAGGUCCCCUCGGGGAAGGCCUGGAUCCAAUCUAUCCUGGUGGUGCUUUUGACCCACUUGGAUUAGCUGAUGACCCUGAUGCAUUCGCAGAGUUGAAGGUGAAGGAGAUCAAGAACGGACGCUUGGCAAUGUUCUCCAUGUUUGGGUUCUUCGUUCAGGCAAUUGUCACUGGAAAGGGUCCGAUUGAGAACCUGUUCGACCAUAUUGCCGACCCGGUCGCGAACAAUGCCUGGGCUUAUGCGACUAACUUUGUCCCUGGAAAAUGAGAAAUCUAGUUUGAUGUUGUAACAUUACUCGACUGUUUGUGGUGGAUUAAGUGCUGAUGUGAUUUACUUUCUAUGAAUUGCUGCUGGUCUUGAGCUAUAAUAUAUGAUUAGAUCUUUUGUACAUGAACUUGUACCUUUCAUGUUGGUUGUGCUUUAAGCCUACUUAGUGUGCUUUUAAAUUAACUUUUUAAAAAUAG